Messenger RNA from Prunus armeniaca (apricot), 1758 nucleotides. Lineage: Eukaryota; Viridiplantae; Streptophyta; Magnoliopsida; Rosales; Rosaceae. The record is from the annotation of a GenBank genome assembly.
AUGGCUACGACAGUGGAAACAAUGUCAGCGGCCAUGGAACUGAUCGAGACAAAGAAAGAGAACCUAAAGAAGGCCUUCGAUGAGCUUCAAGCCCACUACAACGUCCUCUCCUCCUUCAAUCUCACCUGGUCUGACCUCGAUUCCCACUUCACCUCCAUCAAAGACUCCCUUAACCAAAAACUCCAGCUCCUCCAAACCCUCGAGUCCCAAUCCUCAAAUCCUUCUUCUUCUAUACCCCAAGACCUCUGUUCAUCAAACCCUCCAUCUCAGAAACCACAAGACCCUUCUUCUUCUUCAUGUCAGAUACCGAAGGACCCCUCUUCUUCGUCGAAUUUACCCACCCAUAUAGCAGAAGACCCGUCUUUGUCAUCGUUGACAUUGGCCCAGAUAACGGAAGACACCAAAACACCAACCCAGAUAACAAAGGACCCACCUUCUUCAUCAAUUUCGUCGACCCAGGUGGUAAAGGACCCUUCUUCAUCAAACCCUCCGACCCGGAACACGGUUACGAGUCUUCAGUCGGAUUCAGUUCCUCCUCGGCCAGAGUUGGUGGCAUUUUGUGAGCGAAUGGAUGCCAUGGGGUUGAGAAAGUAUAUGAAUGAAACCUUGGAUAAUCGAAACACCAUCCGGGCCGAGCUCCUGGGAGCUAUACGGUACGCCAAGGACCCUGCUGCUAUGGUUUUAGAUGCAGUAGAUGAUUUUUAUAGUGAGAACGGGAGGGAUAAGGGUGAUAAGGACCCGGAAUUGUUUGCUGUGAGGAGAAGUGGUGUGCUGUUAUUGGAAGUGCUAAUGGGGGUUUCACCGGAUGUAGGAUUCGAAGUGAGAGAGAGAGCAAAGAAGUUGGCCUUGGCUUGGAAAGGGAAGGUGAGUAUGGAUGGUGAAAACCCGUUUGAGGCGUUGGGAUUCUUGCAUUUGGUGGCAGCUUAUGGACUGCAGUCUGAAUUCAAGAUGGAUGAGCUUGUUGAUCAUUUUGUUAUCAUUGCGCGGUAUAGGCAAGCUAUCGAAUUGUGCCAGAAAAUUGGUUUGGGAGAUAAGAUUGCAGAUCUCAUUCAGAAACUUGUAAGUAAGGGAAAACAUCUUUUGGCUGUCAAAUUCAUUUCUGAAUUUGAUCUGACUGAUAAGUUCCCACCAGUUCCCCUCUUGAAGUCCUAUUUGAAAGAGUCUAAGAAGCUCGCUAAGAAAGUUUGUAAGGAUGGAAAUAACUCCCACAAGUCAAUGAAUGAGGCCACAGCCAAAGAAACCGGUGCUUUGAAAUCAGUAAUCAAAGUUAUUGAAGACCUCAAGCUCGAAUCUGAGUAUCCACCUGCUGUUCUUCAAAAGCGACUUGAGCAGCUGGAGAAGGAGAAAGCAAACAGAAAACGCCAUGCAGAAGCUCCUGCUGUCAAGCCUCAGCAACAUAAACAGCAGACAGCAAAGCAGCAAAAACUGAAGCAGCAGCAGUAUGGAAACAAGCAUCCUCGAAUGACUGCUCCAGUUGGCUCUGCAGCAGUCUCAAAUAGUGUCAAUGCAGCAGGUUUGUUGCCAGCCUAUGCCUUGUCAGGCACUGCUCCUCCGAUUCCCACUUAUGCGGGUUCAUCAGCUGGGCUGUAUGGUUUUGCAGGAGGCCAGAUGGGUUUUCUUGGGAACCCGGGCCCUGCUAGUAACCAUUUAUACUCAUCCGACCAUUAUAUGCCGUCAGGCUAUUAUAACAGGCAAACUGCCUAUGGUGGAUAUGGUGUACCCCCUGAGUACCAUCCUCCAUCUCACUAUCCUCAGUAG